AUGCGAUGCACGCAUUUCGUCGUAUAUACUCCAACUGAUAAGACAAAUCCGCAACAGAACGAACUAUCUCUACAAGGAAAAGUCAUGAAGAGCACACCAUUCACUCCAAUGGGAUAUGCGCAAGGACAAUUGCCUGGAUUGUCGUCAGAGAUACUCGGUUUUGAUAAUGCAUCGUUAUUAUUCUACGUCGGCGGUGGUUGUUUGUUGCUCGUUUUAGUAUUCGGCAUAAUUCUCUGUCGAUUAGAUGUUUCUGCUGGUGACAGACGACGCGCACAAUAUGGCAUCCGUAUUGAAAAUUAA
Messenger RNA from Adineta ricciae, 300 nucleotides. NCBI's taxonomy places the organism in Eukaryota, Metazoa, Rotifera, Eurotatoria, Adinetida, Adinetidae. The record is from the annotation of a GenBank genome assembly.